GCGCAGGCGCCCCGCGCAGGCGCACUGGCGCCGCGCCCCCCCCGAGUCACCUUGGGGCGCCGCCGGUACCGGAGCCCGCGCCCCCCCCCCCCGCGACCCCGGGACCCGGGCCCGGCCGUGAUGGCGGCGGUACCGGCGGCCGAGAGGCCCAAGACCUCCCCGAAAUCCGUCAAGUUUCUCUUCGGCGGCUUGGCAGGGAUGGGGGCUACAGUGUUCGUGCAGCCCCUGGACCUGGUGAAGAACCGCAUGCAGCUGAGCGGGGCCGGCGCCAAGGGCCGCGAGUACCGGACGUCGCUGCACGCCCUGGGCUCCAUCCUGCGCCACGAGGGGCUCAGGGGCAUCUACACGGGGCUGUCAGCGGGGCUCCUGCGCCAGGCCACCUACACCACCACCCGCCUGGGCAUCUACAGCGUGCUCCUGGAGCGUUUUGGGGGGGCUGACGGGACCCCCCCGCCCUUCCUGGCCAAGGCAGCCAUGGGCAUGACAGCAGGGGCUGCGGGGGCCUUCGUGGGGACCCCGGCUGAGGUGGCCCUCAUCCGCAUGACAGCUGAUGGCAGGCUACCCCCCGGCGAGCGCCGCGGGUAUCACAACGUGUUCGAUGCCCUCGUGAGGAUGGCCAGGGAGGAGGGGGUGCUCACGCUCUGGAGGGGCUGCAUCCCCACCAUGGCCCGUGCCGUGGUGGUCAACGCUGCCCAGCUCGCCUCCUAUUCCCAAUCCAAACAAUUCCUGCUCGACUCCGGGCAUUUCCGUGACGACAUCCUGUGCCACUUCUGCGCCAGCAUGAUCAGCGGGCUGGUGACCACGGCCGCCUCCAUGCCUGUCGACAUCGUCAAGACCCGGAUCCAGAACAUGAGGACAAUAGAUGGGAAACCCGAGUACCGCAACGGGCUGGACGUGCUGCUCAAGGUGGUGCGCUACGAGGGCUUCUUCAGCCUCUGGAAGGGCUUCACCCCCUACUACGCCCGCCUGGGCCCCCACACCGUGCUCACCUUCAUCUUCCUCGAGCAGAUGAACAAGUGGUACCAGCGGCUCUUCCUCAGUGCCUGACACCCCCAGGGGGGGGUCGGGGGGAUCUGACCCCAUCCCGUGGGCUCUGCAGGGCCCCUUGGACCCCCACUGAAGGGGCUUUGGGGGUGUCUGACUGCUCCCUCAGGUGCUGUGGGGGUGCCUGACCCCCCCAACACCACCAGGGGCUG
Passer domesticus (house sparrow) is the source of this 1196-nucleotide messenger RNA. RefSeq names its product mitochondrial 2-oxoglutarate/malate carrier protein. Lineage: Eukaryota; Metazoa; Chordata; Aves; Passeriformes; Passeridae. The transcript has 8 exons. Bases 121 to 1047 code for a protein of 308 amino acids. Gene Ontology annotation, biological process: transmembrane transport. Gene Ontology annotation, molecular function: transmembrane transporter activity. The record is from RefSeq and is a predicted model, not a curated record.